UCCGGUGAAAGCCGCGGUAUCCGAGCGUGUGGUAAGGUCUGUCAUCCUGCCGAGAUCGCCCGGUUUUUUGGAGAGAAGAAGUUGGCAAAGGGGGAUGUCAGUGCGAUGAUGGCGCUGCAGCUGAAGACCGGGGAUGCAGCGUACUACCAGAGUGCAGAUUACUGCAGAAAUUACACUUCACCGCCUGUCAGCUACGGUGACAGCAGCCAUUAUUUUGCCCGAUUGCCAGGUCCAGAGACCAUGCUGAAGCCUCCUCUGAGUCUCUUCAGUCACCACCAUCAGCCUUUCCAUCACAUGGACUCUCUGCACCGGCUGGGACCUCCGCCAAUGGCGCCAACGCAACCUCUCGGCCCGCCUCCCAUGUCCCCUGCUCAGGCGAUGGGACCUCCGACCUUGGUUCCCGCCCAGAGUCUAUGUCCCCCACCCAUAACUGCUGCUCCUCCUCACACGUUAAGGCCUCCUUCCAUUUCCCCGCCACACAGUUUAGGACCCCCACCUCAGACACUGGGGCCCCCACCAAUGGUGCACACGUUGUUGCCCCCACCUGUGGAUCUUUCCCAAACAAUAGUGCCUCCAACCAUGGACCUCACGCAACAACUGGGGCCUCCUCCUCCUCUCAGUCAUUCACAAACCCUGGUGCCCCCUCCGGUCGUGGCUCCAGGGGUGGGACGAUUCCCCCUCCCUCCUAGCCCCCUGUCCUCCCCUCCUGCGCUGGGCCCAGACCCUUCGCAGAUGCCCCCAAGACUUCCAGGACAGGCCCCCAUCCCGGCCCAAGUGUCCUGCCUCAUCCCCGGUGGUCCUCUCCCAGGACAGGCAGCCCCGGCCAGUGAGCAGCCCCAGGAUGAGGGCUCUCCAUUGGGCGUGGAGGAGCAGGAGGACUCCCUGGGUCUGGGGGACCUGUGUAAACCUCUGUACUGUAAACUCUGCAAUGUUACCCUCAACUCUGCACAGCAGGCACAGGCUCACUACCAGGGGAAGAAUCACGGUAAAAAGUUGAGAAAUUUCUACGCUGGCAGUCAGCAGCCUCCAGCCAUCAGGAUCCCAGAAGUUCUUGAGGGAGCCGGCCAGACGGCGCUCAGCUCAGGAUCCAAUGACAGUGACGCAGGCAGACAGGCACUCUAUAAGGGGGCAACCCGGGUCAUCUUGGCCACAGAGAAUGACUAUUGUAAGCUGUGUGAUGCCUCCUUCAGUUCACCAGCAGUUGCACAGGCCCACUACCAGGGCAAGAACCACGCCAAGAAACUGCGGCUCGCUGAGGCCCAGCAGAACGCCAACAACAUGGAAGGAAACAACGAGGCGGCCCCGAGAAGAAGCAGGAAAGACUGCAGUGAGUACAGACUUGUGAAAAACCGCCGCAGCCCACAGCUUCCUGCCUCAAUGACAGGGCCGUACUACAACCCUAGGCCGAGGCAGCGCAUCCCGAGGGACCUGGCCAUGUGCGUCACUCCCAGCGGGCAGUUCUACUGCUCCAUGUGCAACUGCGGAGCCGAGCAGGAGACGGACUUCAGACAGCACCUGGAGAGCAAGCAGCACAAAGCGAAAGUGUCUGAGCUGAGAUACCGCCACGAGAUGGAAAACCUCGGCUACAGCUAGGAGACAGAAGAAGAGGAGGGAGGUAGGGGGGAGUCAAAUUCAGAGAUAAGAGUGAGACAAGACAGGUGCAGACAUGCAAGACCAAAGGGCCUGGAAAGUGGAGGCAGCCUUUUUUUUUUUUUUUUAUUGAAGGGCAUAUUCAGUAAGAGGAUUAGCACUAUAUGGCCUCAAGACCUUGUUUCAAUUCAUUUGAUAAAUGGAUCAAACAUUUAAAUCCUCAUAUUUGACAUAAUGCUCUACCAUAAAAAUCUAUAAUUGGAUUUGCUGGAUUGAUUUGAAUUGGGUAAUACUGUUGAAACUCAGUCUCUAUAAUGAAACGCCCUGCAGCAUAUCUGCAUUUGGCAUGACUGUCGGUUUUUGACAAAAAAAAGUUUUAAAUGCAUUUUUUUUCACUCUGAAUCGUAUCAUGUUCAGACCCAAUAUCUUUCGUUAAUUUGUUUUUGAUCAACCUCUCUCCAAUGAUUUGAGUGGGUGACUCCUGAUACAGGUCAAUGCAAAUGAAUUGCACAAAAAUCUAGAGGUUAAAGCUAGAGGUAUAGAGGAUUAUUGGUGCACAACAACACAAGAGAAAAGGUGCAGGAAUACUUACAAGAGACCAGGAGGAGUGGCAGAUGGUGUUAAGCAUUUAGAGACGAUACAAAGUGUAGGGAAACAAAGAGAAACUUCUGGAUAGAAGUAAAAGACAGAUAGAGGCAAAAACAUGAGGUCAGACACAGAUCUUAUCCUUGGGGAAACAAUCAUUGCUGAGGACAAAGAUUUAGUCUGAGACUUAUUUUUCAAUUCUUUGUGUGUGAGAUUUAUCCCUGCAGGUACUUUUUACAAGCCCUACAGCUGGGACUUGAGGUCUGAGUCGUGAGCCACACAGGGCACAAGAGAGCAGAACUCAACAUUUCUUUUGCCUCUUAAAGGGAAACACACAAAGCACUGUUAGCUAGUAUAAGAAACAAAGCACAAAAAACAUGACCUUGUAAAAACAGUGUCAGCCAAACUCUUAAGUGGUCCUUCGUUAUGAACCAGGCUGAAGCCUACACCCCUGCUAGCCUUGUAUGUGCCUAUAGUGAAAAUUAGGAGUUUGAGUUAGCCUUUUCGGGGAUUAUAGUAAAAACCGAUCAAUUGUUUUUUUUCUAUACUCUAUGUCAUUAUUCUUCUUGUAUUAAACCCACAUAAAUGUUAUGUAAAUAUCUUACAAAUACAUUGUAGAUGUACAUUUGCUAUAAUAGACAUGGACUCUAUGGGUUAUUUAGUUAAUGUUAGCUUAGCAUAAAUUGUAAAUACCCAUUAUCUAUUUAAUAAUUAUCAGGAAUCUUAUACAAAGUGUGCACUGACUGAAUGUCUCCCCAUAAGCACUGUAUGUAUGUGUUUGGAUUUCACUGUAAGCCCUCCAUAACUGAGUCUGGGUGAAGUAACUCUGGUACCAUCUAUCUGUGCUCUGCUACUCUUAUCAGUUUUUAUUUUUCACAGCCGAGAUUUCUUUUUGAGGCAGGGUAACGAGCUGAAUCUUUGUCUCGACAGAACAGCCAAAAAAGGUACUGUGAGGAAGAAAUGUGCAAACACCUUUCUAAGUCGUAGGGGUGCACACAGCUGAAAGCAGUUACAUCCAAACUUCUAAUUAGUUUGCAAAUUGCAAGUAAACGUGUGGAGAGCUCCUGGAUGUUUUUGCUUCUAAGGCGUAUCAUUAAAUUCUACCAAUCAGUCUUGAUUCCCUGAGGGGACAUGACCAGGUUUUACUGGAGUGAGAAACAGCUGCAGAGGAGUGUGAUUGACUUCUUUUUUUUCCACCUUGCAUAAACUCCACGUCGUGUUGUUUUUCUAAGUGUCGAGCCGUUUCUUGAAGGAUCAGUUGUGUUAAGGAUUUUCCGCGUCUGUUUACUUUUUUCAUCUUGCAAUAAGUUGUGUUGAGGUGAACACAUUUGGCAUUAUACAGUCAUACUUCAGACCGGUGGUUCUCAAUCUGUAGGCCGGGAUCUAAAUGCGGGUUUGCGGAGCUGUUUUUCGGCGCGUCACGAUUGUGUGAGAAAAUGUGUCAAAAAGUCUACGAAGCGCUUUUAUAGCAUGUGUUUUAUUUUGUAUCUUUGUUCUUUCACAUGUUUUGUAAAGCUUGAGGUCCAAACUGCACAAUUUUUUAUUAAAGGCUUUAUAUGUGAUUUUUUGAUCCAGCAGAUGUCGCAUUGUUGUGUUAGCAUGCUAAUGCUAGCGAUCUUUAUUCUGCUCGUAUCUUCACACUGCAUGUAAAUUUACCUGAAAUGAGCGUGAUCUAGAAACACAGUUAAGCAGUGAGUACGGUAUGUUAUUCUUCUUUUCUCUAGUCCCUCAAUUAAACAACUUUUAUACACGAGGGGAGGAGUCAGCCGGCCGUCCCGGCGAUGUAAACAAAGUGAAGAUAGGACUCUGAAAACUCUGAAAACAUCACAGACAGUGGGACUCGGGUGUUACACCCAUUGUAGACAGUCAUGACUCACAGAGUUAUUUUCAGAGGAUAUACUUGAUUUAUAUUAUAUUUAAGUGUGAAAAAUCACAUAUAAAGCCUUUAAAUAAAUCUCAUUGGUUAAAAAAUAUCAGAAAUUUGGGUCACGAUUUCUCAUCCAGGAGUCGGUGGCUGGUCUUGAGGCUGACCCAGUUGAGAACCACUGCUUCAGACAACAGAAAGUGUGCACUGUGCCUUUAAUUUUGGAUAUGAUCUCUAAUGUAAUCAGAGAAAACAACGGCUUAAAACAAUCAACAAUUUCGUUUGAAUCAGAAAACUCUCUUUUUU
Molecule: messenger RNA, 4345 nt
Organism: Labrus mixtus (cuckoo wrasse)
Lineage: Eukaryota; Metazoa; Chordata; Actinopteri; Labriformes; Labridae
Gene: zmat3
Product: zinc finger, matrin-type 3
Exons: 6
Coding region: 106-1593 (495 amino acids)
Molecular function (GO): nucleic acid binding; zinc ion binding
Source: RefSeq, a predicted model, not a curated record